Scylla paramamosain (green mud crab) is the source of this 1545-nucleotide messenger RNA. RefSeq names its product superoxide dismutase [Cu-Zn]-like. Gene Ontology annotation, biological process: superoxide metabolic process. The transcript is spliced from 5 exons. Gene Ontology annotation, molecular function: copper ion binding. The coding region runs from base 206 to 829 and encodes 207 amino acids. The record is from RefSeq and is a predicted model, not a curated record. Lineage: Eukaryota; Metazoa; Arthropoda; Malacostraca; Decapoda; Portunidae.
UAUGGCAUGACAGAAAAAAAUAGUUAUUCACUGCAUGGCCACCCUUACGUCUGGCAAGCCGGAUAAGGCCGAUAAAACGCUGGAAAGUUGCUCCGUUGCCAGCUAGUGUGUCCGCCUCUCUACUCAUCAGUGGGAGUCCUGCACCUGCGUGACUGAAGAAAUCUGAAAACCAAAUCAAGCCAAGUGACCAGCGAAGGAAGCAGUCAUGGGCAAGGGCGUGAUGUACGUGGUGGCGGCCGUGGUGUUCAUAGGCAUCGGGGCUCUGGUGGCCGGCCUCAGCAUUUGGUACCAUCACCCCAACCUCAACAAGGAACCCGUGAUCGUGGAGCCCCAGUACGCUGAGUGUGUUCUAAAGGCCUCUAGCAAAUCAAAUGUGACGGGAACUCUGUCCCUGGUGCAGUCUCGUUCCUUCUUACCUGUCCUGAUCACCGGCAACAUCACAGGCUUGAGUGAGGGUAAGCACGGCUUCCACAUCCACCAGUGGGGAGUUGUGGAUGAUAAUUGCGGAUCCACUGGUGGUCACUACAAUCCUCUUGGCUACAACCACUCUGCCCCCAACGCCACAGAGCGGCACAUGGGUGACCUCGGCAACGUGCUAGCAGAGACCAUCAACUCUGGGGCCACCAUCGCCAAUGUAGUCAUCACGGACAAAAUCUUGACACUGUCUGGCAAGUACUCCAUCGUAGGGAGGGCCAUCGUGGUGCAUAAAGACGAGGACGACCUGGGGAUGGGAAACAACUCUGGAUCACUCAAGACAGGCAACGCCGGGAGUAGGGUUGCCUGCUGCACCGUGUAUUUAACCAAGGCACCCGAGGCACCCAAACAAUAAUCCGGCAUGGGCUGUUUCAGUACAAGGCUUUAUUUCAACAUGAAAGUGGUGACAACAGAUUGCCAGUAUCAACAUACUGGCGUUCUAUAUUGAGUGUUAAGUAAAUUAAUUUGAUGUACCUAAUUUGAAAGGUCAGUAUUAACUUAUUGUACAGGGCUUAGUGUGCUAGGCCAGUUUCCUGCCGUACCCCGCGGACCGAGUUUCCGCCUUGCGACAGGUGAUAUAGCACUUAAAAGAGAGAUUCAGUGUCAAAAUUCUUUGUGUAAAGUUCAUUAUAAUUUUAAGUCUUUCUUCUGCCUUGAAGUCUUUUCUGUACGGGUGGUCUUAUCAGCGUUGAACGAGGCGGGACUUCACUGUGAGGUUGUGUGACUUGUAGGAUGAAUGUAUAGACCCCUGUGUAUUUUUGUUUGAAGAAGCUACUUUGGCAUGUUUUCAUAUUGUAAUGACGUCAUAAUUCACGAUGUCAUUCCAUUAUUUCAGAGGUCAAGUUAAAGACACAUUAACUUUGUAAAAUUGCAGUACUGAAAUUACUUUUACUCAUUACAAUGAUAGUGAGUCAGCUGUUUGUAAAAAUGCAAUACUGAAAUUACUUUUACUCAUUACAAUGAUAGUGAGUCAGCUGUUUCUAUUCAUGAUGUUAAUAUUAUACUGUAAUUACUGAUCUCCCUGACGGAAAUGUACAUUACUAAAAGAUAAAUAAAAUUUAUAUAAAAGUA